Messenger RNA from Sinocyclocheilus rhinocerous, 285 nucleotides. Its product is annotated as ankyrin repeat and BTB/POZ domain-containing protein BTBD11-A-like. Gene Ontology annotation, molecular function: protein binding. The transcript is spliced from 3 exons. Lineage: Eukaryota; Metazoa; Chordata; Actinopteri; Cypriniformes; Cyprinidae. The record is from RefSeq and is a predicted model, not a curated record. The annotation marks the transcript as partial.
AUGUACCAUGUCACCCUCACAGAUGCUCAUUUUCUGAAUAACACAGAGAUGUCUGAUGUGAUAUUUGUGGUGGAGGGAAGGCCGUUUUAUGCCCACAGAGUUCUGCUCAUGUCUGCUUCACAGAGGUUCAGAGACUUACUGAGUCUCUACAGGAGUAAUGGCACAUCAGACCACAUGGCUAUUGAAAUCACUGACAUAAAAUACAGCACGUUCCAGAUGAUGAUGGCACAUCUUUACUGUGGAGGAGCAGAAUGUUUAGACGUGUCUGUGUCUGAUUUGCUGGAG